Molecule: messenger RNA, 2768 nt
Organism: Arabidopsis lyrata subsp. lyrata
Lineage: Eukaryota; Viridiplantae; Streptophyta; Magnoliopsida; Brassicales; Brassicaceae
Product: protein phosphatase 2C 29
Exons: 4
Coding region: 90-2435 (781 amino acids)
Biological process (GO): protein dephosphorylation
Molecular function (GO): protein serine/threonine phosphatase activity
Source: RefSeq, a predicted model, not a curated record
AAAUCGCCGAGAAAUUUUUUGUUUUUUCUUAGAAAGAUUUUCUCCGGCAAUCUGCAAAAAAAAAAAGGAGUGUUAGAAAAUCAAAUGUGAUGGGAAGUGGAUUCUCCUCCGUCUUACCUUGCUUCAAUCAAGGUCACCGUAACCGCCGUCGUCACUCAUCGGCGGCGAAUCCGACUCAUUCCGAUCCGAUUGAGUCUCUCUGUGAGCCGUUGGAUGAGACUUUAGGCCAUUCUUACUGUUACGUUCCUUCUUCUAAUCGCUUCAUUUCUCCGUUUCCUUCCGAUCGAUUCGUUUCUCCUUCUGGUUCUUUCCGGUUAUCUCCUCCGCAUGAACCGGGUCGGAUCCGAGGUUCCGGAUCAUCCGAGCAGCUUCACACCGGGUUUAGAGCGAUUUCUGGUGCUUCUGUUAGCGCCAACACUUCGAAUUCCAAAACUGUCCUCCAGCUAGAAGAUAUUUACGACGAUGCCACUGAGAGCAGCUUCGGCGGCGGCGUUCGGAGCAGUGUUGUCAAUGCCAAUGGCUUUGAAGGAACCUCGUCGUUUAGUGCUCUCCCGCUUCAGCCUGGUCCGGAUCGGUCGGGUCUCUUCAUGUCGGGUCCAAUCGAAAGAGGAGCCACUUCAGGUCCCUUAGACCCGUCGGCCGGAGCGAUUUCGAGAUCUAAUUCCGCCGGCGUGCAUUUCUCGGCGCCGCUCGGUGGUGUAUACUCGAAGAAGAGACGGAAAAAGAAGAAGAAGAGCCUUUCAUGGCACCCGAUUUUCGGUGGGGAAAAGAAGCAACGGCCAUGGGUUCUUCCGGUGUCGAAUUUCGUCGUCGGUGCUAAGAAGGAGAACAUUGUGAGACCCGACGUCGAAGCCAUGGCAGCAUCUUCCGGAGAGAACGAUUUACAGUGGGCAUUGGGGAAGGCAGGAGAGGACAGAGUGCAAUUAGCUGUUUUUGAGAAGCAAGGAUGGCUUUUCGCUGGAAUCUACGACGGUUUCAACGGACCCGACGCGCCGGAGUUUUUGAUGGCUAAUCUCUACCGUGCUGUUCACAGUGAGUUACAAGGUUUGUUCUGGGAAUUGGAUGAAGAAGAUGAUAAUUCAACAGUUCCUAAUGAGUUAGAGCAACGAGGUAAAGUUGAGGCUCAAGUCGACGAAAUGGCAAGUUCGAGCUGUCCAGCAACAGACAAGGAAGAAGACGAGAUGGGAAAGAGAUUGACCUCUUCUUCAUUAGAGGUGGUGGAAGUCAAGGAGAGGAAACGGCUAUGGGAGCUUCUUGCAGAGGCUCAAGCAGAGGAUGCGUUAGAUCUAUCAGGUUCUGAUAGGUUUGCAUUCUCAGUGGAUGAUGCUAUCAGUGCAGGCAAUGCCGCGUCUGUGGGAAGUAAAAGAUGGUUGCUCUUGUCAAAAUUGAAGCAGGGUUUAUCUAAACAAGGAAUUUCUGGGAGGAAGUUGUUCCCAUGGAAGUCUGGUGUGGAGGAGAAUGAAAAUGAGGAGGUAGAUAAUGUUGGAGUAGAAGAACGGGUUGAUAAGAGGAGGAAGAGACGAAAGGCGGGUACGGUUGAUCAUGAGUUGGUUCUAAAGGCAAUGUCAAAUGGUCUUGAAGCCACAGAGCAAGCAUUCCUAGAAAUGACUGAUAAGGUUCUUGACACCAAUCCCGAGCUUGCAUUGAUGGGUUCGUGCUUACUGGUUGCACUGAUGAGAGAUGAUGAUGUGUAUAUAAUGAACAUAGGGGAUAGUAGGGCUCUUGUUGCACAAUAUCAGGUUGAAGAAACGGGUGCGAGUGUGGAGACAUCAGAAAAAGUAGAAGAAAGACGCAAUGAUGUAGACAGAGACGUUGAAAACAAAGAGCCUUUGGUUGUGGAUGGUAGCGAUAGUACAGUGAACAACGAAACUCCUCUGCCGCAAACGAAACUGGUUGCUCUGCAGCUAACAACAGAUCACAGCACGAGCAUCGAGGAUGAAGUAACAAGAAUAAAAAACGAGCACCCAGAUGACAACCAUUGCAUAGUGAAUGACAGGGUGAAAGGACGGCUUAAGGUGACCAGAGCGUUUGGAGCGGGAUUCUUAAAGCAGCCAAAAUUGAACGAUGCUUUGCUGGAAAUGUUUAGAAACGAAUACAUUGGUACGGAUCCAUACAUAUCAUGCACACCUUCCCUUCGUCACUACCGGCUAACAGAGAAUGAUCAGUUUAUGGUUCUCUCAUCUGAUGGAUUGUACCAAUACUUGAGCAAUGGGGAAGUUGUUGCUCUUGCCAUGGAGAAGUUUCCAGAUGGAGAUCCUGCUCAACAUGUUAUACAGGAACUUUUAGUCCGUGCAGCCAAGAAAGCUGGAAUGGAUUUUCAUGAACUUCUCGAUAUCCCGCAAGGAGAUAGAAGAAAGUAUCACGACGAUUGCACUGUAUUAGUGAUAGCACUUGGAGGAAGCAGGAUCUGGAAGUCAUCAGGAAAGUACCUUUGAGGCCAAAAAGCACAAUUUGAAGACAACAGAUAAAAACUCUCCUUAUAGAUUAGCCUCUUUUGACUUAAUGCAGCAAAUCAAGAGGGUGCCAAGUUUUCUUGCUUUUAAUUUUCCUUUUCUCAUGUUUCUGUAGGAAUUUUGGGUCAGAUUAGGUGGGGGGUUUUAUAUUUUGUUUCUUUGUUGAAUAGGGCAGGGAUUGGAAUAGAGGUGAAACCAAAAAAAAAAAAAAAAAAAAAAGAAGGAUAUGUAAUUUGGGGGUGGGGACAAAAGGGUAAUACAUAGAACAUUUUCCUCCUGGGGAAAAAAAAAAUCUUAUAAAUAUUCUUUUCUUUU